Messenger RNA from Parnassius apollo (apollo), 528 nucleotides. The record is from the annotation of a GenBank genome assembly. NCBI's taxonomy places the organism in Eukaryota, Metazoa, Arthropoda, Insecta, Lepidoptera, Papilionidae.
AUGUCUCUCAGGCGCACGCCUCCCAAGACCUCCGCCUCCGCAACGCAACGGGCCCGCUCCGCGUUGCAGCCCCCCGUCGGCCCCGCUACCGCUACGAUGAAUUCCCCGGUGUUCAGUCAGACAAGCGGCGAAUCCGACGCCGUUGCGGCCCAUAGUACAGAUCAAUUUCGUGACUCACCGUCGCAACUUACACGUACGGCUCUGUCACUUAAUGAUUUAGCGUGCGACGAUAUUGUAACGAAACGCGUUAAGCGUAAAUUUGACUUAGAGGGCGGCAGCCAAGAAUUUUCUCAGUCCACUACAUCUUUUAUAGAAGAUUUAUUUUCGUCCUUCUCUACUAAAAUUGAAAAGCGCUUUGCAGCACUGCAUGUUUCAGUAAAUCAAAUCGCCGAUCAAAACUGUGACAUGCAAAAAAGUCUGAGUUUUAUGAAUGAAAAGUAUGACCACUUAUUAGAAAAAUUAAAAACGAUGGAGGAAGAACGUUUAAACGACAAAAAAAACAAUUCAGACUUUGGAGGACAAAAUUGA